UGCGCAGCAACAACCUCCCUCCCGCUCACCUUCAUCGAACUCGUAACCACCACCUACGGCGAAGAGGUCUACCUGACGGGCUCCAUCGCCGCGCUGGGCAACUGGGCCACGACGGCCGGCACGGGCGGACGGGUGGCGCUCAGCGCGGCCAACUACUCCGCCGCGUAUCCGGCGUGGUCGGCCACCGUGUCGGUGCCGCUGGGGACCAGCUUCGAGUAUAAGUUCUUCAAGGUCGGGAGCGACGGGAGCACGAUCACGUGGGAGAGUGAUCCCAAUCGGUCGUAUGCGGUCACGGCGACGGCGUGUGCGGGGGCUACGGCGACGGUGGUGGAUAGUUGG
Aspergillus japonicus CBS 114.51 is the source of this 339-nucleotide messenger RNA. RefSeq names its product carbohydrate-binding glycoside hydrolase. The annotation marks the transcript as partial. NCBI's taxonomy places the organism in Eukaryota, Fungi, Ascomycota, Eurotiomycetes, Eurotiales, Aspergillaceae. Gene Ontology annotation, molecular function: starch binding. The record is from RefSeq and is a predicted model, not a curated record. Gene Ontology annotation, cellular component: membrane. The transcript has a single exon.